GGACGCUGUGCAGAUGAAACGCUUGAUGGGAAGUAAAAAGGGUUAGACGAGUGACUGUUCGAGGGCCUGAUGCACCGGCGAGGAGGGGGCCUGAAGGACUGCCCACAGGAACGAGUGGAAAUAAAGCCUCAACAUGUGUUUCUGUCACGUUCUGGACCUGUUAGACCAGGCCUGAUGACGGAGAGGAGUUGAAAUCGAUGCUGAUACGAACAGGACCGUUUGUCAUGUGAGUCACGACUCCUGUGGCGGAGAGAAGCCACGCUCGGGAGAACGUAGCGUUCGCGUACAUUGACGUUCCAGCGACCUUGCAAGUGAAAAAAAGAGGCAGCUUAGGAAUUAAUUGUCGGAGGGGCAGGGACAUGGAGGACAACUAGACGCUUCAUCUCAUCCUCAUCAGGCAUAAGGCAAGUCGCGAAGUUUUUCGAGAAGUGGAUUUCGCCGUUCAGAGAACCAGCUGAGGCUCUGCUUUUUUCAACGUGAAGCUUCCUGUUGGAUUUUGGUCGAAAAGCCAUGUGGCAUUGAUAGAUGAGCGAAAAACAUCUUCAAGAAGAACUGAUAUAUAUAUACACGCUGCGUUCUUCAGACAACUUUUUGGGCCUUUGUUAUCGUGGGACAUUUUGAAGAUACUAAAUCGCCUCAUCGUUUAAUCUCAAGAACAUCCUGUUUUCUGAGUCAGCGUAUUAUUUUUCUUCUUCCCAAUCUGCUUGUCUUCAGCUUCUUAUUUAGUUUUAGAUAUGUUAUGAAAGGAACAUUUGUCUACCUGGGAGGGUGUUAAAAGCUUCGAUCUCAGCCGUGGCCCUCAUCGUUGGGGAAUGGGGUAACAGAGAUGGUGGUCACUCAGUUAGAGCUGGAGCUCUGUUAUCAGGGGAAGAAGCUCAGAGGUUUUACCUGCAAGCUCACUCGUUCGGCUCAUGGUUUCUUGCCGGAGAGCUCAUAUAUCAUCGCUGCGCAGAUCCUACUGCCUUAUCUGCUGGGCGGACUGGGAAUGGUGGCAGCUGGUAUCAUCAUGGACAUUGUCCAACAUUGGGAUGUGUUUAAAGUGAUCACAGAGGUGUUCAUCCUGGUACCUGCUCUGGUCGGGCUCAAAGGAAACCUGGAGAUGACUCUAGCAUCUCGUCUUUCUACCGCCGCUAACACCGGACAGAUGGAUGACCCCAAACAGCAGUGGCUGAUGGUGACCUGUAAUCUUGCUCUCAUUCAGGUUCAGGCCACUGUGGUGGGCUUCCUGGCAGCUCUUGCGGCUGUAGGUCUCGGUGCUCUGUCCAGAGGUGGUGUCGAGCUGGACCAGGCGGCUGUGCUGUGUGCUAGCAGCGUUACCACAGCAUUUGUGGCAGCUCUGUCCUUAGGUCUGGUGAUGAUUGGUGUGAUCAUAGGCUCCAGGAAGGUGGGCAUCAACCCUGAUAAUGUGGCCACACCGAUAGCAGCCAGUCUGGGGGAUCUCAUCACUCUUUCUCUGUUGGCUGGAGUCAGCAGCACACUGUUUCAGUACAGAGAUGUGUGGUACUUGUCCCCGUUGGUGUGCGUCUUCUUCCUGCUGCUCAUUCCUCUCUGGGUGCUCAUCGCUAGACGGAGUCCACAGAUUAAAGAAGUCCUGAAGUCCGGCUGGCAGCCUGUCAUAGUGGCCAUGUCCAUCAGCAGUUUCGGAGGCCUUAUCCUUGAUAAGACUGUGAGCGAUCCUAACUUCGAGGGCAUGGCGGUCUUCACACCAGUCAUAAACGGUGUGGGGGGGAAUCUGGUGGCCAUCCAGGCCAGUCGCAUCUCCACCUACCUUCAUUUCUGGAGCGUACCUGGAGUCCUGCCGUAUAAGAUGAGACAGCACUGGCCCAACCCCUGUGCCACAUUCUUCUCCUCAGGUGUGAACUCGAAGUCGGCGCGGGUGCUGUUUCUCCUGGUGGUUCCAGGUCACCUGUUGUUUCUUUUUGCCAUUAAUAUGCUCCAAGGAGGUCACACUGCCAUCACGCCAGCGUUUAUCUGCUGCUACCUGUGUGCUGCUCUGCUUCAGGUUGGGAUCCUAAUUUAUACAGCAGACCUGAUUGUGCGUUUGAUGUGGAGGAAAGGUCUUGACCCAGAUAACUUCUCCAUCCCAUACCUGACUGCGCUGGGAGACUUGUUGGGCACAGGGUUCCUGGCCCUGUGUUUCCGUUUGGUCAUGGUAGUGGAGGGGCUCGGCUUGUAAAAUGCUAGACCUCCUCCUUCCCUUCAGCUCCCUGUUCACCGGACCUUUGCUGCUCAGGUUGGCUGCGGUGGCUUUGGAGAUUUGAACAUGACACUAAAAGACAGAAUAUCAGCCACAUUGUUUUUGUGCUUACAGGAUAGGUUGACUAGAAAAAUGAAAAACGCCGGCAGGUAUGGACUUAUUACCUGACAGUCUGUUAUAUGAUAUAUCUUGGUGUGUUGUCCUGUUGCCUCAGUGAUGCUGCUUUCAUACACACUAGUCACCUGAUUACUGUAUAUUAAGGUAUAACUUUAGGUGCAAGUGUUACAAAUUUUUAUGUGCCAUGUAUAAAUUGAAUUUGAAGUUUACAAGAUUUAAGACCUUGAAGGAUUCUGGGAUGUUGUUUUUUUUUUAAUAUUGUCUUUGAAUAUAUGAUUUUAAAGAAAACAGGAAAGUCUCAAACAUUGAAGGUCAUUUCUUUGCUGUUUUAGUAACUACAUACAAUGUCAUAAUUGCUGCUGGAUAUUUUUACUGGCUACUAUAUCUCAAAUACAGAAGGUCUAAAGCACCUUCUCAGUUUGUAAUUUUUUUUUUGCACCUGAAUUUUUUUUCCCUCAAAAUACCACACAUGGCUAAAUCUUAUAAUGAAUGUAAUUGUUUUUGUUCACUUGAAUUAAUUAAUGACAAUUAUAUUGUUCAUGUGGCAGUUUUAUUCAACACAUUUGUAAUAUCUUCACUCUGAAUUAUAAUUAACCUUAAUCACAAUUUUCUACAGUUGAGUGUUGUGGUCCCUAAAACAGUAAAAAAAACAAACAAACAAACAAA
Puntigrus tetrazona (Sumatra barb) is the source of this 2980-nucleotide messenger RNA. It is a transcript of the gene slc41a3, whose product is annotated as solute carrier family 41 member 3. Gene Ontology annotation, molecular function: monoatomic cation transmembrane transporter activity. The transcript has 10 exons. Lineage: Eukaryota; Metazoa; Chordata; Actinopteri; Cypriniformes; Cyprinidae. Bases 827 to 2176 code for a protein of 449 amino acids. The record is from RefSeq and is a predicted model, not a curated record. Gene Ontology annotation, biological process: monoatomic cation transport. Gene Ontology annotation, cellular component: plasma membrane.